Microthlaspi erraticum is the source of this 633-nucleotide messenger RNA. NCBI's taxonomy places the organism in Eukaryota, Viridiplantae, Streptophyta, Magnoliopsida, Brassicales, Brassicaceae. The record is from the annotation of a GenBank genome assembly.
AUGGAUAAUCCUAUUCAAGAGAUUCUGGAGAAGCAGCUUCUGACGGUGGCGAAAGCAAUGGAAGAUAAGCUUGACGAGGAGAUCGCGUCCCUGGAAAAGCCCGACGAGGACGAUCUGGAGGUGCUGAGGGAGAGAAGGUUGCAGCAGAUGAAGAAAAUGGCUGAGAAAAGGAAACGUUGGAUGAGCCAGGGACACGGCGAAUACUCCGAGAUACCCUCCGAGAAGGACUUCUUCGCCGCCGUCAAGGCCAGCGAACGCGUCGUCUGCCACUUCUACCGCGAGAAUUGGCCUUGUAAAGUGAUGGAUAAGCACAUGAGUAUAUUGGCAAAGCAGCACAUUGAGACACGUUUUGUGAAGAUCCAAGCUGAGAAAAGUCCAUUCUUGGCUGAGAGGCUCAAGAUUGUUGUUCUUCCCACUCUUGCCCUCAUAAAGAACACUAAAGUGGAUGAUUAUGUGGUUGGGUUCAAUGAGCUGGGAGGGAAAGACGAUUUCAGCACAGAGGAUCUGGAAGAGAGAUUAGCUAGAGCUCAAGUGAUCCACUACGAGGGAGAGUCAUCUCUUAAACCGAAAUCUACAACACAAACCAGGAGGAGCGUGAGGCAGAGUGCUGCUUCAGAUUCUGACUCUGAAUAA